GCACGUUUGACACAAGAUAAAAGGCAUCCAUCACCCAAUUCUCCAAACCACCACCACCAAAGACAGAUUCGCGGCAAUGCUUGUACAACUGCAGCAAGCUGCCAAGUCAUCUGCUCUCAAGGGCUUGAUGAAGCGCCAAAUUUUAAAGGGAAGUGCUUAUUUGCGUCCUACUGUGCUUUCUCGUCGUCAACAAAGCAAUUUGGCAGUUGGACAGUCCCAGCCGUUUGUCCCUACACCAAAAUACAUUCAACAGGAUCGGGAUGCCAUUGUUCGUAUUUUGUCUUCUGUUGGCAGCCGCCGUGAGGUUGAGCAGUACUUGAGAUACUUUACCUCGUUUGAAGCCCAGCGUUUUGCCAUUAUUAAGGUCGGUGGUGCCAUUCUUACCGAUGAAUUGGACACACUCGCCCAAAGUCUUGCCUUUUUGAACCAUGUCGGUCUCUAUCCUAUCGUUGUUCACGGUGCAGGCCCUCAGUUAAACAAAAUUCUAGCUAGCCGUGGCAUUGAAGCCCAAUACAGCGACGGUAUUCGCAUCACCGACGCCGAGACAUUGGCCGUCGCUCGCAAAGUCUUUUUAGAAGAAAACGCCAAACUUGUGGAAGCUUUGGAGCGUUUGGGUACACGAGCUCGUCCUAUCAUCGGAGGUGUUUUUCAAGCCGAAUAUCUGGACAAGGAAAAGUACAAUUAUGUUGGUAAAAUUGUCAACGUUAAUAAGGCUCCCAUCGAACACAGCAUCCGAGCUGGAACUUUGCCCAUCUUGACUUCUAUGGCCGAAACUGCUUCCGGACAAACAUUGAAUGUAAACGCUGACAUUACCGCUGGUGAGCUAGCCCGCGUCUUGAAACCAUUGAAGGUUGUUUACUUGAACGAAAAGGGUGGUUUAAUCCACGGUGUCACAAAAAAGAAGAUUAGCAGUAUCUAUUUAGAUCGCGAGUAUAACGACCUCAUGAAAGAGCCUUGGGUCAAGUAUGGUACCAAACUCAAAAUCAGAGAAAUUAAAGAGUUACUUGAUACUCUUCCUCGUACUUCUUCAGUAGCCAUCAUCAGUACGAAGGACCUCCAAAAAGAACUCUUCACUGAAUCUGGUGCUGGUACAAUGAUCUGCCGUGGCUUCAAAAUCAAUCACGCUGAUUCUUUGGAUUCCCUCCCCAGUAAGGCUUUGGAAGAUUUGAUUUUACAUCACAAUGCUCUCCCAUCUACCUAUGCUAGCGUCGAAGACUUCAAGAAAUCUUUUGCCAAUGCUAAACUUCGCGUCUACAGCGAUUCCUAUAACGAAUCGAUCGCUGUUGUCGAUCUCUCCAAUCCUGAAUUACCAGUCUUAGCUGCUUUUGGUGCUUAUGACCGCAACUGGCUCAACAAUGUUGUUGAUAGUCUUCUUUCUACUUUACGUACAGAUUUUCCAUCUUUGCUCUGGCGUCUUCAUCCCUCUACCAAGAAUUUGGAAUGGUUCUUUGCCAAAAGUGAAGGCACCCUUUUUGCCAAUAAUCUUUAUUAUUUUUGGUAUGGAGCAAAAGAUUUGAAUACAAUUUCUAAUUUUAUCAAAUCUGAUCAGCCCUUCGCUUCUGCCUGCUUAUCCUCAAACCUUGCCGAGGCCAACCCUAAAACAACCACCAACUCUGCCACACCUCCCAAUCCCCCUAAUACCGCUCAAAAGCGUUCUUUUUCUACGUUUUCUCGUUGGAAUUCUAAUAAAAUGAUUCGCCCAUUCGUUUCUAACGUUGCUAAACGCUUCUAUUCGGUAGAAGCUCAGCAGAUUCAUAAGCCUUUAAAGGCUGUCUCUUCUAAGCCUUCUAAGAUUGUUCUAUUGGGUGCUCGUGGCCAUACUGGAAAAAAUUUGAUUAGUUUGAUCAAUACUCACCCCCAUUUUGAGCUUUCUCACGUUUCUUCUCGUGAGCUCAAGGGUACCAAAUUACCUGGUUACAGUAAGAAGGAAAUUCACUAUGUAAAUCUUUCCGUUGAUGAUGUUAAGAAAUUGGAAGAAGAAGGCGAAGUUGACGCUUGGGUAAUGGCUUUGCCCAACGGCGUUUGCAAACCUUACGUUGAUGCAUUAACUUCUGCUAAUGGUAAGAGCGUGAUUGUAGAUCUUAGCGCUGAUUACCGAUUUGAGAACAACUGGAACUAUGGUCUUCCAGAGUUGAACGAUCGUGUUGCUUUGCGUAACUCUAAACGCAUUUCCAAUCCCGGAUGCUAUGCUACCGGUUCCCAGGUUGGUUUAGCUCCUAUCUUGUCUUUCAUUGGUGGACAACCCUCCAUUUUCGGUGUCUCUGGCUACUCUGGUGCUGGCACCAAGCCUUCCCCCAAGAACGACCUUAACGUUUUGACUAAUAACUUAAUUCCUUAUUCCUUGACUGAUCACAUCCACGAACGCGAAAUUUCUCACCAUUUGAACCAACCCGUGGCCUUCGUCCCUCACGUUGCUUCAUGGUUCCAAGGAAUUACUCUUACUCUCAAUGUUCCCCUUAAUAAGUCUAUUACUUCUCGUGAAUUGCGUAACCUCUACCAAGAGCGCUAUGCCGACGAACCAUUGAUUAAUGUUCAGGGUGAUGUCCCCCUUGUAAAGGAUAUCUCUUUCAAGAAUCACGUUUCUGUCGGUGGCUUUGGUGUUCAUUCUGGAGGCAAGAGAGCUGUUAUCGUGGUUACCAUUGACAAUUUGCUUAAGGGUGCCGCUACUCAAGCCCUUCAAAAUCUCAACUUGGCAUGUGGUUACGACGAAUACGCUGGUAUCCAAUUGGACUAAAUUACUUACCUCUUGACCGACCAUAUUCGAUUCCCCUCUUUUCAUAGAUUUAGAAUUGACUUAAAGCAUUAGGAUUUUGAUCAGCAAACCCAUUUUUGUUGAGGAGCUUAAAUGUCCUUUAUAAAUUUGCUUCCAAGGUACUCUUGUCAGUUUAAAUUUUAUUCCUUUUUCUGAUUACAAUUAUUUUAGACCUUUGUUCUUUGAUUUCUUUUUUAAUUGUUAUUGUCUUUUCAAGACAAUAUAAUAAAUAAAAUGACUCAAUUUUGCCCUUUUUGAUUUAAAAUGAACUCCAUG
Molecule: messenger RNA, 3028 nt
Organism: Schizosaccharomyces cryophilus OY26
Lineage: Eukaryota; Fungi; Ascomycota; Schizosaccharomycetes; Schizosaccharomycetales; Schizosaccharomycetaceae
Product: N-acetyl-gamma-glutamyl-phosphate reductase/acetylglutamate kinase
Exons: 1
Coding region: 77-2734 (885 amino acids)
Biological process (GO): L-arginine biosynthetic process
Cellular component (GO): cytoplasm; mitochondrial matrix; mitochondrion
Molecular function (GO): acetylglutamate kinase activity; L-glutamate N-acetyltransferase activity, acting on acetyl-CoA as donor; arginine binding
Source: RefSeq, a predicted model, not a curated record